UUUAUGUCACCCAUCCUCAAGGACAUAAAAUAAGAGACUCAACCUUCAUAAGACAUAUACAACAAUCCCUUAUUGUUACUGCCCAAAAUCAAUGCGGAUCCUCUAAUCCAACACAGGUCAAAAUUAGUGAUGGGAACAUAGUCGCCGUUGAUCAUUUUGCCUCGGACUGCACCGCCCUUGAAAUAACUUUUUUUGAUCGACCAGGUAUCUUUUCUCAGAUUGCCAACGUGCUCUUUGAGCUAUCAUAUUUUAUGGAAUCAGGAGAAUUAUGGUCCUACAAUGGACAUGUUGCUUGUAUCCUAUAUUUAAAGGAGCAAAGCACCUGUCAACCUAUCAUAGAUUCAAUUAGGUGCAAUUCCCUAGCAGAGCACUUGGCGAGUGUUUUAAGGAUGCAACACUCCCCGAAUGAACUAUGGAAGGUGACAUUGAAAGGCUCCACAGCAUGUCGAAUUCAUACUGAACGACGGCUGCAUCAGUUGAUGGAUAUGUAUACAUUUACUGAUGUUGCAUCAAGAUUUCAAUCAGUCAAUGACGAUCAAAUAAGCAUGCCAACGAUCAUGGCAGAUAAGAGGAGCUUUGAGAGUGUUAGUGAAGAUAACAAAGAGGUGUGUUUGCCGCAUGUGUCGGUUGAAAGCUGGAAAGAUGUAAACUACAUAGUUGUGAAAGUGAGGAGUAGCGAUAGACCUAAGUUGAUGUUUGAUGUGGUGUGUGCUCUAACUGAUCUUGAUUAUAAUAUAUUUCAUGGAUCGAUUAUCUCCCAAGAUUCGGUAGCAUAUCAGGAAUAUUUUGUGCGGCGGACAAAUGGAUACAAGAUGUUGAAUGAAAUGGAAAAACAAAGUAUAAUGCAAAGUUUGACAGGUGCUAUUGAACGGAGAAAAUCUCGAGGGCUAAAGAUGAAGGUGCGUAAAUUGGAUCGUCAUGGUCUACUAUCUAAUGUGACUAUGACAUUAAGGGAGAAUAACUUGUCACUCGAGAAGAUGAAAUUCACCUCUGAGGAUGGCUUGGCAGUUGGCUAUUUUCAUAUUAGUGAUGCCUCCUCUUCCACUAAUGCCGACGAAAUUGAUCAGCAAAGACUCGAGGCAGUGUGUCAUGAGAUUGGUCGAGGCGUCUAUUUUAAAAAAGAGAAUAAUGAGUGCAUCACUAGCUCGUCGGCUCCUAAGAAGAAUGUAUUUUCUUUUAUUCGCUCUUUAGGAAGGAGCUUGUGGUUUCAUAUCAAGCGCUUCUUUACCAAUUUCAAAUUUGUGAGAUAAAUUUUUAAUUCCAUAGUUUAUUAAUGCCUCUUUUUUGAACAAAUAUUGAUAGUUGUUCUUAUGAUUUUACA
Molecule: messenger RNA, 1321 nt
Organism: Phalaenopsis equestris
Lineage: Eukaryota; Viridiplantae; Streptophyta; Magnoliopsida; Asparagales; Orchidaceae
Product: ACT domain-containing protein ACR4-like
Exons: 3
Coding region: 252-1250 (332 amino acids)
Source: RefSeq, a predicted model, not a curated record